Molecule: messenger RNA, 3285 nt
Organism: Triplophysa dalaica
Lineage: Eukaryota; Metazoa; Chordata; Actinopteri; Cypriniformes; Nemacheilidae
Exons: 2
Coding region: 232-2016 (594 amino acids)
Molecular function (GO): neuropeptide hormone activity
Source: RefSeq, a predicted model, not a curated record
CUGUGGAGCAAAUGACAUCUCUCAACUGUGCGAAAAAGACCGAAUUGUGCUCUUUAUAAGUGUUGUGGGAACGAUACUGACUUGACUCAAGUUUUAAAUGAACUUCACGAGAGCGAUUGUUUCCAAUGCUCGUCUGUUAGAGACCAAGAAGCACAAGCUUUGAGUUCCAGCUAAUUUGUUCAGGGAAGCAGGUGCUCCCCUCUCCCCCUCACCCUAUCCCGUCCUCUCUGCAUGGUCAUGUUCUGCUGUUGCUACCCCUCCAGCACCUCAGCUCUCCUGUUAGUCCUCCUCAGCCUCACCCCCCUGCUAGCCCUGGCUGCCCCUGCACUUCAGCAGAGACUUCCAGUCAGCAGCACCACCAAUGAGGCUCUCCACUUGGCAAAAGAGGACCUGGGGGAAGCAGAAGGAGCUGCUUGGGCACACAGGAAUGUGGACGACCUGCUCCAGAAACCCCUGGGAAGGGAACGUGUCUCAGAUAUGGACUCUGCCAGUGCUCUAGCUUCCGUUCUGCUCGAGGCUCUUGACCACCCAGCCAGAGAAAAGAUGGCCAUUAAAGCGGAUCCUGAAGAGGAACUUCCACUGGAGGCAAUGAGAAAUCAGGAUGAUUAUGAGCAGAACAAAGAAAUGGAGGACGACACGGAGAACUCAGAGAUGGAGGAAAAUGGAGGACGAGAAAAGGCAGAAUUAAAAGAGCAGUGGUCAAAAGAUGAGGGCUACGAAGAGGACGGGGCAACCGCGGCUGGAGAAAAAGACGAGCAUUCGCAGAGCCAGUUGAACAUGGCAUCCCUCCUUCAGCGCAAAACCAGAGGCUAUUUCCAAAACAUUGACCUCGGACUCCAAGACAAUGAGAUUCUGCCUCCUCUAAAAGGCUACAAAGCCUAUAACCAGCAGCUGGCCCAGGCCACAAAGAAGCUUAAGUGGCAAGAGGAGAGAACUAGGAACCCAUCGCAGCUAGAAAGAAACUUCAUGGAUGAUUUUGACUUUGUUGAGGAAGAGGAGGAGAUUAUAACCCGGAAGGAUGAGGAGGCACGAGCACAGGCAGAGCAGGAGGAGGUGAGGCGGCAGGAGGCAGAGGCACAGGAGGCACGCGAGGAGGAGCAGAGGUUGGCCGACAUCGCCUCCGACAUGCUUCUGGAGUACAUGGGAAGAAAGCAGAAAGCAUCAUCUUACAUGAAGGAGGCAGCUCUUCUAAGCAACGUCGCUGAGGACAAGCGCUCUAAUGAGGUGGAGGACAGUGAUGACGAUGAUGAAAUGGAUCCUCAGACAAUUGACAAGCUGAUUGAGAUUUCCAGCAAGCUCCACCUGCCAGCCGAUGAUGUGGUUGAAAUAAUCAGCGACGUUCAGGAGAAGAAGAAAAAAAGGAAGGAUUUACUCAUCCCCAAUAACGCCCCUCGUUUCCGCCCUCUGGUUCCUCUGAAAGCCAAGCCGAGGCCUCAGGCAUAUCAAUAUCCUAAGUCACCUAAGAAAUCCUCUCAUGCGGUCAAUCCGUAUAAGAAAUGGUACAAGGAGAAAAACAAAGCCAAGCUCAGCAAGCAGGACUAUUGGUUUAAACCCCAAAAGCAGUUUCUGGCCUAUCCCUCGUUCCCUUAUUACCAAAAGCCAUAUCGAGCAUAUUACCCAGUCUACUUUCCUCCCCCUAAGCCCCGGUUCUAUACAAAUCCUGCUCUCCCCUUUGACUACAACUUUGGGGGCUCCAUGGGCUAUGCCCUCAAAGCUCCGAACCGCAGGUACAGAGACAGGGCAAAGGCAAGGGAUUGGAAAUGGUCCCAAGCCCCUCAACGUGCCCAGAGCCCCUACCCACAACCGGACUCUGUCAUAUCUAAUUACAUCCUGCCCCAUCCUCGAACUUACCAAGCCCUCCCCAUGCCCAAACCUCGUUCUCCUCCCAGCGGGAGAGCCCCCCCUUACUUGUACCCACCAGACUAUGUGUACGAUGAGCCUGAGUCUCCACAGGACAGUGACGAGGAACUGGAGAACUUCAUCGAGAAGAUUUAUUACAACCGUAGAUUAUAUUAGUCAGUCGGAGUUCAGGAUAUUCUCAAGCGAUGAUACUUUGAAAGCGAUGAAAGAGUGAGGAGAAUUCUGGGUAAAAACUGAAACAGAGCGUUUUGAGCGACAGGGCUGUUUAAAGACAGUUAGGUGUUUCUUCUCCACUCUUGUUUUUUGAUACAUUCCAAAUCAGGAACGGAAGAGACGGUGCUGUUAUAUCAGACCCUCUCUGCGUGCACUCAUUUGGUUUCUCUCGCAGUUUACAUUUUAAUUUGGUGAGAGAAUACACAGGUGAAUUUGUAAGGUUUCAUUCAGGUAUGUUUUUGAUGCUCUUGCAUGUUAAAAAAGAAAUCUAAAAAACUAAAUGAAAUAGUAAAACAUACAAACAAACAGACAAAAAGGUGCCAAUUGCAAGAGUUUACACAAAGAUUUAUUUUCUUUAGGAAACACUUGAUUAACUGAAGCGCAAAGCUCGGAUUCUUGAUACUGCAGGGCACAGUAAUAAUUGUUACAAAAACAAGUAACAGUCAAAUUAUUACAGGCUUUUUCUUGAGGGUCUGUUGGAAUGUUUUGAUCAAUGUUCCUAUUGCCUUAAUACUGAUCACUGUUUUAGCUCAUCCAUGUGCAUGCAGGUCUUGCACCACUAAAAAUGAUUCACGCACGCUGUAAACAAUGCUUGAAACUGAAUCUUCCAUUUUAUUCACAGAAAUGCAAAAUGGUGAAAAUCUUCUUUAGGUCGGUGCCCUGUCAAUCUGCUUGGUGGAAUUCUAUACCUGUACACAUGUGAUUCAAUGUAAACUUGACAUCCUGCCAAAAUGUACGAUUUUAAAAAUGCCCGUUGCUGGUGAUUACCUACAACGUUCAACCACUGAGUAUGGGAUGUUUGUCUCGAGAGCUGACAGAACGCUGUAUAAUAAUGUUCGUUCUUAAAAACAAGUUUUAAAAUGUCCGAGGUUCGUGAGGAAUAAGCGGAGGGGGAACAGUUUGCACGUCUAUCUGUAUUUGCAUCUUAAAAAAAAAAAAAAAGUCUGACAAAUUUGGGGAAAAUCGCCUCUUUAAACAAACUGUGAUUAUUAAAAAAAAAGAAAAAAAGAAUGAACUCAAAAUUACUAUAGCAAGUGUUUUCAUCAGUUAAACCGUCUUGUGAAAGGAAUUUGUUGUUGUCAACUUCCAGAUUGUAAGUUGUACAGUGUCAAAUAAACAAUUGUGUGUGCGAUGUGUAAAUAACAGCAUGUCGAUUACUAGUUUUGCUAUAUGCUGAAAAUAAAAGCAAUUAUUUUAUUAAAGUCAGUUUUU